Mesoplodon densirostris (Blainville's beaked whale) is the source of this 1917-nucleotide messenger RNA. RefSeq names its product parathyroid hormone 1 receptor (gene PTH1R). Bases 75 to 1826 code for a protein of 583 amino acids. The record is from RefSeq and is a predicted model, not a curated record. The transcript has 14 exons. Gene Ontology annotation, molecular function: parathyroid hormone receptor activity; peptide hormone binding; G protein-coupled peptide receptor activity. Gene Ontology annotation, cellular component: plasma membrane. Gene Ontology annotation, biological process: intracellular calcium ion homeostasis; adenylate cyclase-activating G protein-coupled receptor signaling pathway; cell surface receptor signaling pathway. Lineage: Eukaryota; Metazoa; Chordata; Mammalia; Artiodactyla; Ziphiidae.
AGCUCCAUGAAGUCUCCCCGGGGCCGCGGACGGGGCGCUGUCCUGGGGAGGCUGUCGGGGGAUCCCCGACACCCAUGGCUAGGCGGGGGCCGCGGCGGCGCGCUCGGAGGCCGGCGGCGGCGGCUGCCCCGAGGGACGGGGCCCUAGGCUGCGGCGAUGGGGGCCGCCCGGAUCGCGCCCGGCCUGGCGCUCUUGCUGUGCUGCCCAGUGCUCAGCUCCGCAUACGUGCUGCUGACAUAAUGGAAUCAGGCAAAGGAUGGGCAUCUGCAUCCACAUCAGGGAAGCCCAAGAAAGAGAAGCCAUCUGGGAAGCUCUACCCUGAGUCUGAGGAGGACAAGGAGGUGUCCACUGGCAGCAGGCACCGAGGGCGCCCCUGCCUGCCAGAGUGGGACCACAUCCUGUGCUGGCCGCUGGGGGCACCAGGUGAGGUGGUGGCCAUGCCCUGUCCUGACUACAUUUAUGACUUCAAUCAUAAAGGCCAUGCCUACCGUCGCUGUGACCGUAAUGGCAGCUGGGAGCUGGUGCCAGGGCACAACCGGACAUGGGCCAACUACAGCGAGUGCGUCAAGUUCCUGACCAAUGAGACUCGUGAACGGGAGGUGUUUGACCGCCUGGGCAUGAUCUACACUGUGGGCUACUCCGUCUCGCUGGCCUCUCUCACCGUGGCUGUCCUCAUCCUGGCCUACUUUAGGAGGCUGCACUGCACACGCAACUACAUCCACAUGCACCUGUUCCUGUCCUUCAUGCUUCGCGCCGUGAGCAUCUUCGUCAAGGACGCGGUGCUCUACUCCGGCGCCACGCUGGAUGAGGCUGAGCGCCUCACGGAGGAGGAGCUGCGCGCCAUCGCCCAGGCACCGCCGCUGCCCGCCGCCGCCGCCGCCGGCUACGUGGGCUGCCGGGUGACUGUGACCUUCUUCCUUUACUUCCUGGCUACCAACUACUACUGGAUUCUGGUGGAGGGGCUGUACCUGCACAGUCUCAUCUUCAUGGCCUUCUUCUCAGAGAAGAAGUACCUCUGGGGCUUCACGAUCUUCGGCUGGGGUCUGCCCGCCAUCUUCGUGGCUGUGUGGGUCAGUGUGAGAGCCACCCUGGCAAACACCGGGUGCUGGGACUUGAGCUCCGGGAACAAGAAGUGGAUCAUCCAGGUGCCCAUCCUGGCCUCCAUUGUGCUCAACUUCAUCCUCUUCAUCAACAUUGUCCGGGUCCUCGCCACCAAGCUGCGGGAGACAAACGCUGGCCGGUGUGACACGCGGCAGCAGUACCGGAAGCUGCUCAAAUCCACACUGGUGCUCAUGCCGCUCUUUGGCGUCCACUACAUCGUCUUCAUGGCCACGCCAUACACCGAGGUCUCAGGGACGCUCUGGCAAGUCCAGAUGCACUACGAGAUGCUCUUCAACUCCUUCCAGGGAUUUUUUGUCGCCAUCAUAUACUGUUUCUGCAACGGCGAGGUACAGGCUGAGAUCAAGAAAUCCUGGAGCCGCUGGACAUUGGCACUGGACUUCAAGCGCAAGGCACGCAGCGGGAGCAGCAGCUACAGCUACGGUCCAAUGGUGUCUCACACAAGUGUGACCAAUGUAGGGCCCCGCACGGGACUUGGCCUGCCCCUCAGCCCCCGCCUGCUGCCUGCUGCCACAGCCAAUGGCCACCCCCAGCUGCCCGGCCACACCAAGCCAGGGUCCCCAGCACUUCAGACCACACCACCUGCCGUGGCCGCUCCUAAGGACGAUGGGUUCCUCAACGGCUCCUGCUCGGGGCUGGAUGAGGAGGCGUCUGCACCGGACAGGCCACCUGUCCUAUUGCAGGAGGAAUGGGAGACAGUCAUGUGAUUGGGGACCUGAGGGUUGGACCUGUGGACAUAAGGGUGGACAAGCGGACCAAGAGACAGGUUGUUGGACAGUUGCCCACUCAGGACUGGGG